This is a messenger RNA of Gastrolobium bilobum, 1890 nucleotides long. RefSeq names its product vacuole membrane protein KMS1-like. The record is from RefSeq and is a predicted model, not a curated record. The coding region runs from base 332 to 1591 and encodes 419 amino acids. The transcript has 8 exons. NCBI's taxonomy places the organism in Eukaryota, Viridiplantae, Streptophyta, Magnoliopsida, Fabales, Fabaceae.
UCUUUCUAAUAUUUUGUUGUAGUGUAGCAGGAGAUAAACAGUGAGCGCAACCAAUAUUCACCGCGCCCAAUCUUCGAAGCAAAGCUCCGAUUUUGCUCUGUUUGAUCUGCAAAUUUCACUGAAACCAUUUCAAUCGAAACUCCCAAUUUUUUGUUUUUAUUUUUGGGUAGUUAAAUUCGAGGGAAAUUUUUUAUCCAUGGCCAUUUCUGACUCACUUGUGUUGUAGCCGAAUUCCGUAGAUGCAAGGGGCAACCCGGAAAAUUAGAGGGAGAAAGAGAGAAGAUAUUGCUUCCCCAAAAGUAAAGAUUCAAUUUUUAAAGCGUGAGCAACAAUGGGGUCUGUAGAAACAGCAGCUUCUUCUGGAAGCACUAACAUGUCUACCUCAGGGCUUCACAAGAAGCACCAAACGGAGCUAGAAAAUUUGACGCUAACCACACAACCCUUCAAAACACUAAAAUUCUUCACAUUAGCUGUUACUCAAUACAUGAAGAAAGCAGCAUUAUAUCUGUUGGCAAAAGGUGGAUGGCUUAUGCUUUUCAGUUUUGUGGUAGGGGCUCUUGGCAUAAUGUUGAUUACCCUGGAUGGUCCUCAUGAAAAGCAUCUUGAGGAGCUUCUUAAAUAUUUCCGCUUUGGACUGUGGUGGGUAGCCCUUGGGGUUGCGUCUUCAAUUGGUCUUGGAUCUGGUUUGCAUACUUUUGUUCUAUACUUGGGUCCCCACAUAGCUUUCUUUACAAUAAAAGCCAUGCAAUGUGGCCGAGUUGAUUUGAAGAUUGCUCCAUAUGAUACAAUACAGUUAGAUAGAGGUCCUUCUUGGCUUGAUAAAGACUGUUCGGAAUUUGGGCCGCCAAUGUUCCAGUCAGUACAUGGUUCACAGGUUCCACUUAGCAGCAUUUUGGCUCAAGUUCAGAUGGAGGCUGUUCUAUGGGGUAUGGGAACCGCUAUUGGGGAGCUUCCUCCUUACUUUAUCUCCAGGGCAGCACGCUUGUCUGGGAGCAAAUUUGAUGCAAUUGAAGAGUUGGAUACUGAAGAUAAAGGAAUCAUGGCAACCCACUUGAAUCGAAUCAAGCGUUGGUUUCUAUCACACUCUCAACAUUUGAAUUUUCUUAGCAUUAUGGCACUUGCUUCGGUGCCAAAUCCUCUAUUUGACCUUGCUGGUAUUAUGUGUGGACAAUUUGGGAUUCCAUUUUGGAAAUUCUUUCUUGCAACUUUGAUUGGAAAGGCAAUUAUUAAAACUCACAUACAGACGGUAUUUAUCAUCUCAGUUUGCAAUAAUCAGCUUCUUAAUUGGAUAGAGAAUGAAUUUGUCUGGGUUCUCAGCCAUAUACCUGGUUUUGCUUCUAUCUUGCCCAGUGUGAUUGAAACUCUCCAUGCAGCUAAAGAUAAGUAUCUGAAAGCACCCGAUCCAGUAUCCCCAAAUAUCCAGAGGAAAAAAUGGGAUUUCUCAUUUGCUUCAGUGUGGAACACUGUUGUGUGGCUUAUGCUUAUAAACUUCUUUGUCAAGAUAGUGAAUGCAACUGCUCAAAGGUAUUUGAAGAAACGGCAGGAGAAUGAGCUAGCUGCAUCAACCAACACGUCUCCAUCAACAGAUUAGACGUGCAAUACAAUGCUUAUGUUCUGCUUGUAUUGCUUCUUCUUUUUCUUUUUUCUUUGGCUCCUCUUGCAAGCAGAAAUGUUGAAAUUUGAAUUGUAGCUCUUCCUAUUUCCUGAAGGCCCCUUGAAAGUACUUAAUCGAACCAGAAUCAGACAUAUCUUAUUAGGAUCUUCUAUAGUAAUGAAUAUACACAGUUUGUACUUUCAUUUUAGGCAACCAUUGUUUGGGAUGGCUUUUAGAUUUUAACCACUUAUUUGCUACUACUUACGAUGGAAUUAUUGGAAUCCUACUAUUCUUUU